AUGGAGCUGGAAGAGACGGGCCUAGAAAUCAAGAGAUCAGAGCUUGGUGGUGAGGGCAUCUUUGCCACCAGAAGCUUCAAGCCCGGUGACCAGGUCUUUGCUGAGAAGCAUGUGGCACGGCUUGGCGUGACCGCUGUGGAUCGCGAUAUCGAAGGCCUCAAGGCCAGAUUCGACGAGCUUGCGGGUGAUGAUGGGGGCAUUAUGUUGACGAAUCUUCGGGCGACAUCGCUCUUUCGUGGCCCCUCAGGGAGCUUGGGAGAGGAGCGCCGCAAUGCGUAUGGCAGCUGGUCUUCGAGCACUUGGCCCGAUGCAUCUCCGGGACAGCAGGAGGCAAUGGCCGAUGCGAUGACAAUCAUGUCGUACAACUCUUACGUUUCGUCGGACAGCACCUGGCAACUGGUCUAUCCUAUCAUUUCGAAGGCCAAUCACUCCUGCCUCAGCAAUGUGACCACAGUCGCCUCGGAGGAUGGAUUUGGCGAACUCGUAUGCCUCCUUCCCAUUCAUGUUGGUGAUGAGAUUCUGACGAGCUAUUUGUGCGACUCGGAUCUUACACGCCCCAUAGCGCAGAGAAGGAAGAUUUUAUUGGAUCGCUGGGACUUUGACUGCUGUUGCAGCCGUUGUGUUGCUUUGGAGGACGACACUCGACGUUUCACCUGCCAGAGCCUCCGGGAUCCACCACAGUGGAUGGAAAAUCAGGAGGUGUCUGCAGACGAUGACCGCGACAUGGGAGAGUCGACAGAGUCUUCGACCCGUGCCGACAUCCUUGCUUCCUCGGAGGGGCUGCUUCCCAGCGGCCGAUGGGCCAAAGCCUGGCUGCAGCGCGAGGAGGAGGGAGAGGAGCUGCUUCAGGCAUUGCCCGAAGCGCUUUUUGCAGCUUGGGCCAAGCUGGAAGAGUUUGCUAAUGCACAUCCCUGCCAUGGACUGUCUGGUCGUUGGAAGCGACACCUGGCCAUGCACACCGAGCGUGAAGCUGCUGAAGCCGAGACGCCAGAGGAGGCAGAGGAGCUUUACGAGUUGGUCGAUCAGUACUUUGCAGAUUAUCGGAGGUGUCUGGAAGCCAUGCUGCCGGAACGCCAUGAAGGUGGCCUCCUGGACGGCCACACUGCCGCCGAUGCGAGGAGAAAGGAGAGGGAAAAAAGGGCCCCACCGGUGGACACCAUGAUCGUCACCAUUCCCGAGGGUUCCCAGCCCGGCGACGAGCUCUCCUUCACUGCGCCCAGCGGUCAGGAAGUGAUCGUCGCGGUGCCCGAGGGUGCACUGCCGGGCGAGGAGUUGGAGAUUCCGCUGCCUCCGCAAGCAAUGACAAAGGAAUCUGUUGCGAGCGGGGUGGGAGCUCGAGAUGCGGAGGCCGAUCGGCAGUGGGCACAGCUCACGAACAUCGGCGGCUAUCCAGCACUCUCGGCAGAACCGCCGAUCGCCACUUCUUACGAGCUCACGAAGCCAUCGGGACUGCCCGCCUUGCCUUCGAGCGCUGCGGGUGCGCCGGAUCCUGAGCCCGACGACGUGGCGGCCGCGCGGCAUGAAGUGGAGGCAGAGCUGCGAGCUCGCCAGACCACGAUGGAUGCCGUCGGAAGGGGAGCUGAAUCUGGUGUAUCGACCCCAGACACACAGCUGGCGAUCAAGAAGGACAGAGACUUUGUGCGUCGCAAUCUGCCAAUGAAUCUUCAGCAGCAGUACCUGCGGCGUGUUUCUACCCUUCACGACAUCGUGAACCGAAGCAUCAAGGUUCCGGUGUUCCACAAGCAGCUCUACACCGAGGACCCGAGGGUGCGGGCUGCGACUAUCCGGAUGGCGCAUGGCAUGGAGCCACCGCACUUCCGGAUGGCGCUGGAAGAGUCUGCACGGACUGGGUCCAAGUGGUCACAGAUGUUCCGUCCAGGUUUCAAUGACAUAGUCAAUGAGACAUUCAAAGUCGGUGCGAAUGCCUGCAUCUUCUCGAAGACCUUCCUUUCGAACAAGCAGGAACGAGAGCAGUUUCUGCGCAUGCACGUCAAGGACUCCAAUGGUAUUCUGUGGUUUGAGCUUCAGCGAGAACUGGAGAGCAUCUACUACCAGAGGAUCGACUUCGUGGAUGUCCAGAUGUACCACCCGUUCGCUUGGGGGUUUCCAGACUCCUCCAAGAUCGUGACGCCCAAUCCGGGUGAGCCGAUUGAUCCGUUCCAUGGCUGGUGUGCUCGAAAGAGCAUGGACAGCGUCACAGAGAUGGAGGACGUGGAUUUUCUCUACACCCUCCGUCUGCGCUGUUUCCCCGAAAGCACAUUUCAGGCGCUUUCGCUCGGAAAGAUCCCUGCGUUCAUUCAGCAGCCUGGCUCUUGGACUCCGCUGUCGACCGGGGACAUCCGCCGACAUGAAUAUGCCCAUGUUGCGAUGCUGCGCAUGCUGGUUUGUUCUUUAGUUUCGGCUCAGCCAGUGACGCUUUUUAGUCUCGGUAAACGUAUCUUGACCGGGUCCAAGACUGUGGCCAAGAUGCAGGUCUCGUUGGCAGUGUCGGUGAAGGGAGAGACGGCGACCUUCAACUUGACCCUGGGCAGCGACACUGACUGUGGCAGCCUUUUGGCCGAUAUCCACGGAGUGCUGAAGAAGCACACCCAGAGCAUCCUGGAUGAGAGCUCCGACGGAGAUCGGAGCGAAGUCUCAGAAAGCCUGGAGGUCCUGAAGAGCAUGGAGGAGGCUUCGAAGGGACUCUCCGAGCCCGCAGAGCCCCCCACCAUGGAGCCUCCCACGAAGCAGUCUGGCGCUGGCUUUACCCGUCCUCUGCCGCCUCCUGGCAAGGCUGCGAAGCCUCGCCCCAGGCGUACGAAGGUGGUGAUGGCAAGCAGCAUUGGCGAGGUCUUGGGGUGCAUCCCCAAGCUGGAGCCGAAGCGAACUUUCCGAGUCUCCGACGUCUCCGACAUCUCCUUCUUCGAAGAUGUCCGGAACGAGGUGCCAAAAGACCUGCUCUGGGACUCCGAAGCCUCCGAGUCUCCUCGCCAUAGGAAGGAGGAGUCGCUUCAAAUUCUGCUUCAGCCGCAGAGAUGUGGCCUGUCGGUGCAGGCGGCUGCUCUUGCAGCCACUUUCCAGUCAGGGCUUUGGUUGUCUCCCGGCAUCAUCGUGGGACAACAGUGGUCCAUCUGGUUUGAUUUGCGCAUGAUUGGAGUUUCGAACAUUGGUUCCAGUUUCGCCUGUUUCGUCGAGUCAGAGGGGCCCAUGAGCCAUGAGUUGGAGGAAGACGACGCUACGGUAUUGUGCAUGAUUCAGCGCUACAUUGCGGCUUGUUGGCUGAUGGCUCCUGAGAAGUCUGUGAAGUCUGGCAAAAAGUGGCUGCUGUCCUCAGAACUUCCUCAGAACCCGGAGCCGGCAGCCAGCUGUCAGGAGGAAGGGCCUGACAAAGCCACAGACGAGGCUGGGUCCAAGUCCGUUCUGUCCAAGGAUGAGAUGCUCGAUUAUGGUCUUCGGGAAGACCAGGAGACCCUGGCCCUGCCAGAGGACAUCAACCGACAGCAGAAAGGCAACUCAGGUCCGGAUGUAUUGGAUGCGCAGAUCAAGCAGUUCAAGCUGAAAGGCCUCAGCGCCAUGCGUGUCUUCCUACGCACCCGCGGCGUCCCGGACAACAUGAAGCAGUGUCAGAUUACGCCCAAGAUGGUGAAGGACAUGGCAGCGCAGCUGGGUGUGCGGCCGCAUCCAGAUCUGUAUUGGUAUUGCAUGUUUGCGCUUCGCUAUUCUCUGGCUCCCGAAUGGGAGGUGAUCGUGAAGCAAGACACUCGCUUCUAUGUCCAUCUGCCCACGGAUCGUAUGCAGAUCGUGCACCCGAUGAUUAGGCGCUUCCGGGAGCAUCUCGAGGACACUCGACAGAACGAGUUCCUCUGGGAGUAUCGUGGGUUCGUGCAGAUGAAAUGCAGCGAGUGCGGCAUUCCAGAUGCUAUCGUCUGGUGCCAGCAGUGUACAGACUACUUCUGCGCCACUUGCUUCCUUUCAACGCACAAGACGGCACGCGGAAAGAAGCACUGGCCGUCUCCCAUCCCGGGCUGCAGGUAUCUGACGGCAUCUGAGGCCGCCCGAAUGCACGACCACUUGCCGCUGCUGAACGUCGGCUUCUCUAUGCGCCGCCGGUUCCUGGCACGGGACAACCAGUCCGACCGGAAUGGCUCCCGCAGUGGAGACACCUGGCUGUUUUUCCAUGCCGACACCUUCGAGGCAGCCUUGUUGCAAGCUCCGGAGAAGCACUGGUUUCUGAAGCGUUUGAAGCCACCACGACUUGCGCCCACGGCUGAAGGCUACUACUACAACUUCCGCAACGAUGUGAUCGCAGAUGACCCUUCGCACAUCAUGUCGAAGGCGCACGAACAGAAAGCCAUCGCACUGCUGCAGAAGAACAUCCGUGGUGUCAUCACGCGAAAGCGCAUCAAGCAAGAGCUGAAGGCUGCCAAGAUCAUCCAGAAGAGUAAGCGGAUGUGGGACGUGCGCAAGGCCAAGACGGACACAGCACGAAACCUGCAGCUCCUCAAAGGCUGGUACAUGCGCUACCAGGCCAACGAGAGGCAGUCCAAGAUGCUCCACAGAGUGACCCGGUUCCAAGCAGUCUGGAGAGGUUACAUGGUUCGCUGUGACCAUUACCGAACGAUGAGGGACAUCACUCGCUUUCAGGCAAAGUGGAAGGGCACGCUCACCCGGCGCCGACAUCAAGUUCUGGUCAAGGCCGGCCUGACCAUUCAGCGAUACUAUCGCGGCAGGCUCUAUGGCCGUAGGCCCAUGCGGGAGAUGAACGAGGCAGCCUCGAAGCUCCAAGCUAUGGCUCGGGGAGUCGCUCUGCGAGAUGCAGGGCGAGACAAGAAUCGUGCAGCUGCCUAUGUGCAAGCCCAUUGGCGAGGGUACGAGGCACGCAAGAUGACGGCGAGGAGAUUGAACUCUGUCAUCAUGCUGCAGCGGAAUUGGCGAAGAUUCCAGUCGCAGUUAGAUGUCAAGGUCAUCCUUUACGACAGGAUGGAGACUGUGCGGCAGCGGUUUCUGGAGCUGAUCCGGUCAAAGCUGGAGGGCUCCGCGGCUGUUCUGAUUCAGCGAAACUGGCGGCGGCACUCCGAGUACCAUAAGGUCGUCACAAUGAGGAAGACCAAGGCAGAGGCCGACAAGCGUAUCAGCACGCUUCUGACAGCCUUCUACACCGCAGCAUCAGAGAUUCGACACUACAUCCACCCGUGGUGGCGGCAUCUGCCUGCAGACAUCCAGGAGGUGCUGUCUCAAGUGAAGGCCUCGAUGCAGCGCACCAUCGGCCUCGUCCAUGUGACCGGCAAACUGGCAAACGAAGAGAUUGGCAAGCGAGGCCUGCGUGUCUCUGGGCAUGAACAUCUCUAUUACAACAGUGACAAGCCUGAUCUGGCAUCCCAUAUGCUGCUCUCCGUCACGCGGCAUCUGCUCAACCAGAUCCCAGCAGAGACGUUCCCCCAGACCGUGGAUUGGGCCUGCUACGCCAUGGGCCAUCAAGCCGUCAAAUUCGCGCUCAGCCGCAGCUUCAUCGCCCGGGAGAUCAUUCCGGUGGGCAAAGAGAUCCCGCCGCAUCCCGGAGACUCUUUGGCGACUCUUUGGGAAACAAGUGGGACGGUCAAGCACCACCAUGACUGGCUCAUCACCCUCUCAGAGGAGAGCUUGCCAUGUUUGGUGCUGAACACGCUCCCCGCCAGCCAUCGCCACGUUUACCUGACGGCAGAGGUGUUGGUGACGAUGCGCCAAGCAUUGGAAUCGCCUACGAUCUCCACAGAGGACCAUCUGCGUUUUCAAGGCCUUGAUGCCACCGCGGGGGCCCAGAUGAUGGAGGUCUUGAGCAGCGAGCUCGACCACCGAUUGCCCCAUGAUUGGACGCAGCAACAUGGGACGGUGGCAGCGCUGGCGAUCGUGCUGAGCAACCACAUGAAGGAUUUCAGUGGAGAAAAAGACAAGGACGGAAAGCCUCUGUCGACCAAGGCAAAGGCGAAGUCAAAGUCCAAGGCAGAUGCAAAGGCCAAAGGCGCCGCCAAGCGAAAUCAGGGAAGGAUGAGCACCGGCCUGGAUAUACCCAGAGAUGGUGACUCUGUGUCAGUGGCCACCACCACACCGGGGGCGUCGCCAACCGCACCCUUUUCCACACCGUUGCCAGAAGGUGGAGCGCUUUCUCACUUCACUCGAGCCGCCACGAUGCGGGUUCUGCAGCAGGUUGGAUACUUCAUGCGGGGUCAGGAUGAAGCCAUGCAGAGCGUGCUGGCCAAAGGUUCCUCGGAUCCGGCCUCCCCGAAAGCUGGAGCAGGUAUGCGUGCAAACCGCUUCGUCUCCGUCACGGACAAAUUGUUUGAGAUGGCCGACCGAGCGAUGCAUGAUCAUUGCUCCUUCGUGCUUGCAGUCGUUCUACUGCACAUGGUCCUCAGAGGGCUGCAUCUUCGUUUACUGUAUCACCGAGCUGCUGUUUCCAUCCAGCAGCGAUACCGUUACAUCAAGUUGCGGGGGCAGAAGCAGAAUGCUAUUGCGCCUGCGAUGCGAAUUCAACGGCAUUGGCGUGGACUUCGCGCCGCCUUGGGCAUAAUGCGCAAGGACGACGCUGCAUGGAAGAUUCUCCGGAACUACAAGGCGUGGAAAUGGAAUCUCCGAGCUUCCAAGCUCCUCAACUCCGUACUCCGAAUUCAGAGAGCAUGGCACAGCUCGGUGCACCGGAAGUGGAUCAAGCGUUGCCACAAAGCCGCUGCGUGCAUCCAGCGCCAUGCGAGGGGCUUCGCGGUGCGGCUCAUGCUGGAUCCAGUUGGACGACAGCUGACCGGCCAGUGCCAAGAUGAAAUCGAGGCCCUGGUCGCUGCCAGAAGUCAGAUGUCCGAGACUCGGUGGUGGGCCAAAACGGCCGUCCGGACGGCAAAGGCUCGGGUCGAGAUGGCGCGGCAUCGCCAGCGCAGUCUCGAUCGGAUCCUCAUGCAAGGUCUCGGGCCCAGGUCUGAUCAGGCCCGGCUCAUGGACAAGCAGAGGAGGCUGAGGUACAAAGGAGCUCUGCAGCCCGCCAGGGAGUCGGUCUUCGAGCCUUUCAUCUUCGCUUUGGCGCGGCUAGAUGCCGUCGAGCCACGGUACGGUGCGAAGCGCUCGCCCGUCAUGCAAGAGGUAGAAAAGGCUCGGAAGCACCUCAUCAGGUGGUUGCCAGCUCCUCCGCCGCCACUUCCGCACAUAGCUGCGCGCCGCGGCCGCCGUGCUGUCUUGGCACGGCGUCUGGCGAAGAAGGCGCGGCACGCGCAACCCGUGCCCGAGGUUGACAUGGAGGAGGAGGAAGAUGAAAGCGGACAGCUAAUUGUGCGGCAGGAUGGCGCAGAGUUGGAUGACGACGAGUUCCAGCACUGGAAGCAACGCCUGUUAGCCGUGGCUCCGUACCGAGCUGCCUCGUGA
This is a messenger RNA of Symbiodinium sp. CCMP2592, 7365 nucleotides long. Lineage: Eukaryota; Dinophyceae; Suessiales; Symbiodiniaceae. The record is from the annotation of a GenBank genome assembly.